AUGGCUGCACCUCCCCGACUCACCGAUCUCGCGCCUUCUCCCGCUAGCCUGGCUUUGACCCCAAUCAAUUCCGCCCCACCAGAGGUCCUUGAACAAAUCUUGAAAUACGCCGUUCAGUCCCUUCUUACCCGUCAUGACCAACCUCGGACGAAUCAUCGCGAUCUUCACUCGUUCAGCCUUGUUUGCAAGAAAUGGUACCGUCUUAUCCACGGUACGUCCUCGUUCUGGACGGACAUCAACUCUCUCCACCCGCCGUGGGUCUUGAACAUCCUUCUAUCCCGGGCUGGAGCUUUUGUGCCCCUCGAUAUCCACGGCUACUCUGUUAAACCCGGGAGGACCCUCUAUAGCUAUCGCCGGCUUUCUCAAGAACUCCACCGCACUCGGUCCCUUCAUCAGCAUCUUGACGCAGAAGAGUGGACGAGUAUGCAAGCUAUCCUUUUUCACGAGCUCCCUUUGCUGGAGGCGCUCUCGAUAACUUUGUCACGAUCCAGAGUCGUACAACCUACCGUCUGCCAAGCCACGAAGCGAAACGCUCGGGUUCCAUCUAGGAAAGGCAACUUCGGCUUGGAGAUCUACCCAUGCCGUGAACUUGAAGAAACAAUAGGCACCUAUGUCAUACAGCAACUAGAGCAAAGCUAG
Molecule: messenger RNA, 639 nt
Organism: Pleurotus ostreatus (oyster mushroom)
Lineage: Eukaryota; Fungi; Basidiomycota; Agaricomycetes; Agaricales; Pleurotaceae
Exons: 2
Coding region: 1-639 (212 amino acids)
Molecular function (GO): protein binding
Source: RefSeq, a predicted model, not a curated record